AUGAGGAUAUGUCGGAGCGGCCAUAAUACUAAGAGGAUAACAACCAUCGCUACAUUUGGGGUGUCGCCAGUGGGAGGGACGCCGCCCAAUGAAAUCGGGAGUGCCAACUCGAGAGCGGAGAGCUCGACAACGGAGUUGAUCUCGUCACGAAUAGCAGACCUGAAUCCAAUGGUCGAAGAGGCGACGCCAAACGGCCGGCACCGCCAGCUCCGGCUACUGCAUCAGCCCUCCGUUGAUGCGUGGGCUGAGCCUUCCUCGACUGGGCCUUCCUCGACUGGGCCUUCCUCGGCUGAGCCUUCCUCGGCUGAGCCUUCCUCGGCUGAGCCUUCCUCGGCUGAGCCUUCCUUGGCUGGGCCUUCUUCGGCUGAGCCUUCCUCGGUAGGCUCGAUUGUAUUUUUGGCGAUGUCGCAGGCGAAGCCAGUGGGGGACACCUCGCAGGAGCUAUUGACCGGAUCCUUGAACGAAGCCUGUCCUGACCUUGUGAAGGAAGCUUUGUGGCAACCAUGGCUGAGAGCACCACAGGAGACCAUGAUGGAAUGGUCGAGCGACCCUUGCAUGGUCUCGACGGAACAUUUGGUGGAAGCCGGUCCGAAUCCUGUGAUGGAGGAGACCCCGUUAGAACCAUUGAUGGAGAGCUCGAGAGAACCUUUGAUGGAAGCGCGGCCUGAGCCUUUGGCAGCAACCUGGAUGGGUCCUAAUUUAGUGCCUCGGGUGCUGUAUGGGUGCUUGGAGAUGGAGAAGGACCUCAAACCCGGACUCAGUUCACUAGAAGAACUCACGGUUGUGGGGUUGGCUGAGGACGCCUUGAGAGAACUGAUCAGGCGAAAUAGAAGUGCAACAGACCUAUCCGACUUGUCGAUUUCUGAUUUCGACAGUUGUUCUUGGCGAUGGCUCAAAUUGGCGUUGUUAAUGCGGAAGUGGCAAGGCGAAGACGUUGGCCUGCUUUGGGAGUUAGAGGAUUUGGUCCCUAGACCGGCUGGCUUAUCUGAUACCUGGUUUCUGGCUGGCGUCUUACAGAGAUUCCUCCCGUCCGCGAGUCUUUCAAACUGGUUGCCUCGUACGAUGUCGUCUCAGAGUGGCUGGGGUUGCAGGAAGAUGAUUUUUCGUGUGUCCUUUCCAAAUGAUAUUGUUCGUUUACCGGAGAAUGAGGACUCCAUAAAACGCGUUUGCGCCUGCUCAAAGCUUGACUGGUGGUUCCGUCAAGCUCAUAGAAACAUUAUCAUUGACGAAGAGGCGUGGGAUAUAUCUGAACACCCGGAGGCUAUCGCCAGCGUUCGGCGUGCUUUGGGCAAGCGGGCAUUUGACGAAGCUGUAGAAGCAAUGAAAACUGUAAUACCGCCUCCGGAUUGUUUGAACAUGUCGAAUCGAAAGUACGUAGCUUGCUUAAUGAAGCAUGUUGAGACAGCCCCACCGAAACAAAUCAAGAUGAAAAUUAAAUGGAGAAGACGUGCUCCCAGGACAACCCGAGGUCCUCAAGCCGUCCCUGGUCAUGAAGCCACCCGUUGUCGUGGGUCCUCCAUUCCGUCCAGCUCCGAUUCCGCUCCAACGCAAACUUGUUCGUCAGUGGCUUUCGUCGCUGCAGAUAACUCUGUUGAUCCCGAUAACUCGGUUGAUCCCGAUAGGUCGGUUGCUGAGGAGAUGACGGCCUUUGUGGCCCGCGUACUUGAAGAGUGCGCGUCCAAAGAGAAAAGCGAGGGAGUCAGUCAGGGGCAAGAGGAGGUGCUGAGUAUCGCCAGACUCGGCGUGAAGAACUUUCAGGCUGUACUGUCCUCCACAAAGGUGUCAGCAGAAAGGAAACAUCGGGGUCGGAGAGAGAACCCUUUCAACGCGUGUGGGUGGCGAUGGCUGUGUCUUGUGGGCCUGAUCAAUGACUACCUGGAGCCGGGGUUACUUAACCAAGUUAUUGCCGACAGCGAAAAGUUAGUGCCUAGGCCGAAACAUGUGUCGCCGUUAUGGUACCUGGCCUGUCGGAUGCAGGCCUGUCUGAGAACAACUUCUAUGACGGGAGCUCCGCCAUGGUGGCGAUUUAAGAUAACAGUUUAUCAUGAUCAUUUCCCCCGGACGUUUGGCCAGCUGCCGUCAUCUGAAGCGUCUGGCCGCUUGAUUGCCUUCUGUUCUAGAGCUGCUGAAUGGAUCACAUCCGGAAUCCGCAAAUUCCAUCUGACCCGCAACACAUGGUUACCCACCUUAAAUGACGACAUUGUGGAUGUAUUCCACAAAGUACUAGGAGACCACUGGUUCAGCGAAAUGAUCAAUAUAAUCAAAGCAAAAAUCUCUAAAAUUGUACCUGAUGAGGGUCCAGAACAAAUGAAGAAGCUAUCAGACAAAUCCAUCAUGGAAACCGUCCUCAGGUACGCCCACGUGCCUAGAAGGGUCAGCUGUGGAUUCUGUAAAAGUUGGCAGUUUGAUGUUCCCUUAAAUCCCAAGAGGUCCGGUGGAAUCGCGGACACGAAUUCGUCUGAGGACGAAUGGCCCCCGGAAAAAGUACGCAGACUACUCACCUAG
Messenger RNA from Gregarina niphandrodes, 2505 nucleotides. RefSeq lists its product as hypothetical. The transcript has a single exon. The record is from RefSeq and is a predicted model, not a curated record. NCBI's taxonomy places the organism in Eukaryota, Apicomplexa, Conoidasida, Eugregarinorida, Gregarinidae. Bases 1 to 2505 code for a protein of 834 amino acids.